Messenger RNA from Phalaenopsis equestris, 584 nucleotides. RefSeq lists its product as uncharacterized. The record is from RefSeq and is a predicted model, not a curated record. NCBI's taxonomy places the organism in Eukaryota, Viridiplantae, Streptophyta, Magnoliopsida, Asparagales, Orchidaceae. The coding region runs from base 99 to 419 and encodes 106 amino acids. The transcript has 2 exons.
UAUAUUAUUUAUAUAAAGCUAACGAUUUUCAAACUCCCAUCUACCAAACUUACUAAUCCUUAAUUCUUACAGUCCCCAACCAAACCCCGCUCUGCUCAAUGGGGAAUUGCAUCCGCAAACCCAAGACCUCCGAUGGCGACAAACCAGAAGCAGCUGGUCAGGACACCAACGAUGCCAAGGAGACCAUUUUGAACUCCAACAAUGGCGAAGCUACUGUCAAGGAUAAGACUGAUCCAAUGGCGGCCGAUGAAAAUGGAGAUAGCAGCAAGGAUGAGAACAAGGAUAGUAUUAAACAGGAGGCUGAAGUUAUGAAGGAGACAACGCCGGAGAAGGAUGAGCCAAAGACUGAAGCGCCUGCGGAGGCGGAGAAAAUUGCAGGGGAGACGUUGGAGGAGAAGAAGGUGGAGGUUUCCACAUGAUGCCCAAGAUUUUAGAGAAAAUGUUACAUAUGUUAUAUGAAUUAUAUUCACGGAGGCCACUCAGUAUUCAUUUUUUGCGAAUAUGAUUCAUCAUCCAUAUGGAUACAUAUAACGUAUGAAAUAUUUUCUCGAGGUUUCCAUGAACUGUGAGAUGAUUGUCAAAUA